GUGGUUUAGUGUGCCAAUGAUAGAAAUAAUUAUUCUCAUCGGUUUUUAUGUAAAAAAAUGUUUAUAAACAACCAACAAGACUAACUAACAAUGCAAAACCAAUCAUCUGGAUUGAACUCCUCUUAUAAAAAUGAUGUCCAGCAACACCGUAUGAUCUUUUCGUAUGAAGAAAGAUUGACUGUUCGCAUAAGCUACACUAUUGUAACUUUAAUAGGCGUAUUUUCAAAUGGCAUUGUUUCUUACCUAAUUAUUCGUAUUCGCAAACUAAGAACUACAAACAAUUUAUUGAUUUUGAAUCUUGCAAUUUCAGACAUAAUUGCGUGUUUAAGCAUGUACCCCUUUAUCUACUUUAACUUAUCUGAGACUAGCAUACAAGGUACUACAGCAAAUGUGUUAUGUGGUUUUACAGAAGGUUUGUAUGGUUUCUUUGUUGCAGCCCUAGUAUCAUUAUUAACCUUAAGUGUGCUUUCAAUUAGCAGAUAUUUGGGUAUAAACCAUCCACUAAAAUUAACUUGGAAAUUUGAAGUUAAACAUAUGAAAUGGGUGUUUGGAUUAUCUUGGUUAUUCAGUGUAGGAUUUCUUAUACCUAACCUUGUAUCAUUUAGAUAUGAUGAAACUUUACAGCUCUGCGUACGAAAUUGGGCUAGUGGUGUUAAUCCGUUGAUAUACUUUAUUUUUACAGGCAUUUUGGGUGUGUUUUUGCCAUUAUCUUCUCUCUUGUUUACGUACAUUACCAGUUUAUAUACUUUGUGCUUCAAAGGUCGGUUAAGUAUAAACAGAAGUAAAAACAACUCAGCUGCAUCAACAUGCAGUAUUAAAGUAAAACAAAGAGCCCUCAAGUCGCUAGGUGUUCUUGUAUUGACUUAUAUAACUUGCUGGUCACCUUUUGCUACAUACUGGUUUUUAUCCGUUGCCAUUCGUAAGUACUCGGAAAGUAGUUAUGAUGAUAAAAGAAAAAGCAUCCGCAUUACAAGACUAACAUUAUUUUUUGCAGUAUUCAAUACUGUACUUAAUCCAAUAGUUUAUGCAUACAAAAGCAGACAGCUUAGAUCCGCGUUUAAAUUACUUAUUGGAAUGCAAGUUCAUGAUGUACCAAAUUCGAUAAUAAGAAGUCGAACAUCUUCAAACUAUGCAACAGACACUGAACUUAAUAAGUGCAAUGUAUCUUCUUAAUGCUUUUCAGCAUUGUUUUAGAAUUCAUUGAAGGUUUACAAAUUCACUUUUGAUAAAAAUGUUAUUGUAAGCUCUUUAUAUUUUGAAAAUAUCACAGCUUAUAGUUAAAGUUUAAAA
Messenger RNA from Hydra vulgaris (swiftwater hydra), 1290 nucleotides. Its product is annotated as 5-hydroxytryptamine receptor 7. The record is from RefSeq and is a predicted model, not a curated record. Gene Ontology annotation, molecular function: G protein-coupled receptor activity. Gene Ontology annotation, cellular component: membrane. NCBI's taxonomy places the organism in Eukaryota, Metazoa, Cnidaria, Hydrozoa, Anthoathecata, Hydridae. Gene Ontology annotation, biological process: G protein-coupled receptor signaling pathway.